Symbiodinium necroappetens is the source of this 1259-nucleotide messenger RNA. Lineage: Eukaryota; Dinophyceae; Suessiales; Symbiodiniaceae. The record is from the annotation of a GenBank genome assembly.
AUGUCAGAGCUGAAUAAAGAAGACAUUCUGGGACUUUGGUGCCUGCGGUCCUUGCUUCACGAGCUUAAGGCAAACUUGUUUGCCGCACUGGCCCGGGGUGAGAAGUGCGUGCUGAAGCUCGUGGCCGGGCCAUUGGACGCACCUCCCGUUGACGGCGCCUGCUCCGCCGUGGUCAGAGCAUGCCAUGAACACCUGCAGAUCUGCAAGCUGGAGACGGAUGGCCUCAAAGACCUGCCCAUGUACAUGUCGCCAGUCAUCCCUAUGACGGCAGAGGAGUUUGAUGGCUCUGAGUUAGACACCUUCUUCCGCAAGGUUGGUAUAGGCUAUGACGUGCUUUUGUUCUUGGACUCCAUCGCGGAAGUAAUGAAUUUGUCAGACCAAAGCCAGUCAGAUCCGGCUUUUGCAGCACGAAUUGAUGUUAUUCAGGUGACAUGCCCGCCGCCAACUACAGCGGCUGCUACGCCGACGGCUGGCUCCUGCGGCUUGCGUGUGAGUUGGGCAGCCUUUGAGCUGCUGGAGAUGCUGGGAGUGCUCGCCUCCAGGUAUGGUCCGUCUCUCUUCCUUGGUGACAUCGAUGGCACGGGUGGUGAGGAAAUGGCCAUGAAACAGGCGCUCAGCUUGGCGGCCAAGGCCAUGAAGAUCCUGACCGAAGAUCUAGACCCCAAGCUCGAGAACAAGCUCUGGAACCAGACGGACAGGGACCUCGCUUUCGCCAUCGAGGCAGCAGAGACACCGGAGGAGGUCCUCUUGAGAGGCAUGGUGAGCAGCUUGAAGGAGCAGAACGAUCUCCAGCGCAGCGAGAUCGCCGCCCUGAGAUGCCCAACAAAGCAGCUGGUGGAAGCAGAGGCACAAACGGAUGCUGAUGCAGCAGCAGGCACAGCAUCAGCACACUCGGCUACUGUCGACACCUGUGAGGCCCAACAAAUGCAACUCGACAUGUUGCACCAGGAGGUUGGCGACAAAAGCCGUGAGCUGCGCCGCUCACAAGACACCGUCAAGUUGUUGCGCUCGGAGCUGGAGCAGCAGCGGCAGGUCUCCGAGCAGUACCGCUUGCAAACGGAAAUGCUGGAGGAGGAGCUGCGGCGAACGACCGAUCGCCUAAAGAAGCUGGAGAAAGCAUCUGCAGAGGCGAGGCACACGACCUCGCAGCAUCUUCCCGAAAUGCCUUCGUCCUCAUUGCCGAAGUCAUGGAAGGGCGCAACUUCAAGCAGAUGUUUCUCGGAUGAGGACACCGAGGACAGCCCAGAGGAGCAAGAAAG